Molecule: messenger RNA, 2860 nt
Organism: Hermetia illucens (black soldier fly)
Lineage: Eukaryota; Metazoa; Arthropoda; Insecta; Diptera; Stratiomyidae
Gene: GCS1
Product: alpha-glucosidase 2
Exons: 5
Coding region: 159-2681 (840 amino acids)
Biological process (GO): oligosaccharide metabolic process; protein N-linked glycosylation
Cellular component (GO): endoplasmic reticulum membrane
Molecular function (GO): Glc3Man9GlcNAc2 oligosaccharide glucosidase activity
Source: RefSeq, a predicted model, not a curated record
GGAACCUAAGAGACGUCACCACUUGUCAAAGUCUAGCUGGCACAAUACCUGGACAGGUUGUUAAACCGUAAACAAAUUGACGUGUUUAAUCCACCGGGCGGUAAUAAUAUGUUGACGGUAGGGCUGACAUUGCACUGAAGAAGGACGACCUAUAGAAGAUGGCCCGAUCUAGGAAGAAUGCCAACGCUGCCGCAAACUCUGGCGGUGAAAACCCCAAGAAGGCGCCUCAGCGGCAGCCGAACAAUGGAACCAGCAGCAGCAGCGCCGGGAGCCAGACGCCCGUGAAGCCAGCUACGGGGGGCAAUAGACUGCUGGUAAUGACGCAGUGGAGGAUGGCUUUCGGAAGUGCCUGCCUGGCGAUUGCCGUCUACUUUGGUUACCUGGGCUACUUGGAGACUCGGGUGAACACACCGUUCGAGGGCGAUAAGCUGGUCGUCUACGACAAAUAUGAUAAUAACAGGUUGUCGCUUAUGUGGGGCUCUUACCGGCCAGCCGCAUACUUCGGGAUGAAAGCGCGGGACCCGCACUCACCUGAUAUCGGAUUGAUGUGGUAUAAUGAGGAUACCCUCCGAAGUGAAGAGGGAAUAAGGCAUUACUGCAGCACAGGUGAUGAAAUAAAAAAGUACGGUUGGAAUCUGCAUGACGGCAGAUAUUUUGGUGUUCAAAAAAUAGAAGAUCCACCAUUCCUAGUUGAAACGUCGUUUGUGAAAACUGUAGAAAAUGAUCUGGGUGGUGACUGGACAGCUAGAAUUAAAGUAGAUAUCGCAAAUCAAUCAAACAGUUCGGCGCGGAGAAAGAUGGGUUUGUUCUGGUACACAACCUUGGAUGAAAAGUCUGACGGCAAACUUGGAGCAAUUUUAGACUCGCUCAAUCGACCCGACGGUAUUUACGGGGAGGCUCCAACCAUUGGUGAUUUCGAGAUGAGAUUUUUCACCAACAAUACAAUCGUGCAUCGUUCAUACCUAACUACUGCCGUUGAAAAUUUCGAAGACUUGCGCCGAACUCUAGCUAGAGGCUACUUGCGGUAUGUACCGCUUGGUCAAAAUAGGCAGAUAUUAUCUUUAUCAGGGGAAGCACUUUUCAACGACCAAGGACGUCGAUUCAAGGACAAUGUUGUUGUAAUCCAGUAUGUUAUGGAAGCCCCUUUCACCUUAGAAAUUGCCUAUAAAUCGAUGUCAACGAAAAACAACAUUGAUAGUCCAUUACUUAUCGGUGAUUUAUACAAAAAGCGACUAUUGGAUUAUCGUAAAGAUUUCAAUGAAAAAUUUGAGAAGAUUUUUGGGUUGAAUAGUAAAGGUUUUUCUAAGGCGGAUAUUAAUUUUGCUAAGGCUGCCCUGAGUAAUAUGUUGGGUGGGAUUGGAUAUUUUUAUGGAUCAUCUAGAGUUCAAAGUGUUUACACUAAAGAACCUGUACCCUAUUGGAAGGCACCGUUAUAUACAGCGGUACCAUCACGCUCUUUCUUCCCCCGAGGUUUCCUUUGGGAUGAAGGAUUUCACGGAUUGCUCAUCAGUGAGUGGGAUCUGGAUAUCGAAUUAGAUAUCAUCAGUCAUUGGUUCGACUUAAUUAAUGUCGAAGGCUGGAUUCCGCGCGAACAGAUUUUAGGAGCGGAAGCUUUAUCAAAAGUGCCAGAAGAAUUCGUAACACAAAAAAAUACGUAUGCGAAUCCACCAACAUUUUUCCUCACACUUCAUAAAAUUAUAACGAAAUUCAAAACUGAACUAUCGCACUUCAAUCGCAAAGCCAAGUUAGAUAAAUUAUAUCCCCGAUUGCAAUUGUGGUUUGCUUGGUACAAUACGACUCAGAAGGGCGAAUUGUUUGGCACGUAUCGGUGGCGGGGGCGAGAUGACACUUCUACUACUGAGUUGAAUCCUAAAACCUUAGCAUCUGGUCUGGAUGAUUAUCCGCGUCCAGCAUUUCCUACGAAUCAAGAGCGUCACAUUGACUUGCGCUGUUGGAUCGCAUUUGCCGCUGGUGUUAUGGCAGAUUUGUCAAAAUUGCUUGGAAGAGAUGAUUUGAAAUAUUGGGAAACAUUUUCUUACUUAUCUGAUAAUACAUUGUUGAACGAGUUGCACUUAAGUUCCUAUACAGAAACUUAUUCGGACUGGGGGCUCCACACAGAUUCAGUAGUUCUGCGAAAAGUAGAAGAGCCAGUACGGAUCGAUCAACCUUUGCACUAUACGACGAAAAGAAUAGCUCUAAAAGCUCCUGAAUGGCGUUAUGUGGAUUCGUCAUUUGGUUAUGUGAGCCUUUUCCCGCUUCUUUUACAAAUUCUAGAACCUACCUCUUUUCAACUUGGGAAAACGUUGACAUUUAUGCGCGAUCCGAGUCUAAUUUGGUCCGACUAUGGUCUACGAUCAUUAGCGAAAUCAUCGCCGCUAUAUAUGAAACGAAAUACCGAACAUGAUCCCCCAUAUUGGCGAGGUCAAAUUUGGAUAAAUAUAAAUUACUUAGCACUGAGAGCUCUUCAUUAUUAUGGUUCCCAAGAAGGGCCUUUUAUGGAAGAAUCGAAGCGCAUUUAUAGGGAGUUGAGGAGCAACUUGAUAACUAACAUCAUUAAGCAAUAUAAUAAAACAGGUUAUAUUUGGGAGCAGUACAAUGAUUCAACAGGAGCUGGCUCUGGAUGUAGACCGUUUACUGGAUGGAGUGCGCUUGUUGUAUUGAUGAUGGCAGAAAAAUAUUGAAUUGAAAGUGUUUCUUUCUCAUGUUUUACUACUUCUAGUCUGUUCUAUCAAGCGCAAUGUUUGUCUACUUUGAGAGUUAAAAAUGUGUCAAUUGAUACUUUAAAAUUUUAGUUGUGAUUUUAUAUUGAGAUGGAAAAUAUGUUUUUGUUUUGGUGAAAUAUACGAUUUAAGAGAUGAGA